GGAGGAGGGAAGGAGGAGGGAGGGGAGGGGGAAGAGAGGAGGAAGGAGGAAGGAGCUCAGGAGGGAUGAGAGAGGCGGCCAGGGCCCCGGGCCGAAGCUGCGUGGGGCCGGGGGACCAAGGGGGCUGAGGCACCCCAAUUGCCCCCUCCCCCUUUUCCUUCCCUCUUCCAUCCUUUCCUUCCACCCUCCUGCUUGAGGAAGGGGAUUUAUUCAAAUUUUAUUUAAAUCGCUAUCUCCGGAGGGUCGCGCGCUGGGGGGAGGGGGGAGGGAGGGGGCGCGCGCAGGCUGGGGGGGCGGGGCCGAGCAGCUUCCUUCACCCCCCUCUGCUCGCCCCGUGGCAGUGAGGGCAGGGGGCCGCAGACCAGGGACGGGCCCAGGGGAGGGGGGCAGGUUACAGGGACCCCCCCCUCCCCGGGAACCGGCGGUGGGCGGGGCUUGAACCCCGGAAACGGUGGGGGGCCCAGGCCUGGCCCUGAACCCCUGGGCAGUGGGGGCCGGGAAGGGGCCAGUUAAAGGGCCGGGGGCGCUGGGGAGAGGCGGGGCGGGGUGGGGGGAGGGGAGCUGGGACUCGGACCCCCGAACUGAGUGGGACCCGGGCAGAAGCUGUGCACCCUGCGCCCGAGGAGCCCCCGUUGGCCUGGGGGGGCUGAGGGACUAAGCCCCCCAGAGCAGGACCUCCCCCUGGAAGGGCCGCGCCGCAGCCCGUGGGAGGGCCUAGCCCCCGGCGCCCCCCAUCUCCACUCGCCGCCGUCCCGGCCUCCGCCGGAGGGAGGGGCCGAGCGCCCUCGGGGGGCCGUGGACCCCGGCGUUCUGAGCGUUUCGCGCCCCGCGCCGCCCGGCCCCCCCGCCGCCGAUGGCCGCCGACCCGCCGGGAGCUGCCGAGAAGGGAGAGAUGGCUCCCGGGACACGUGUGAGCCCUCGGCGUUGCUGACGCCCCCAAUGUCGUCGAGCAGCCGGGGGCCGGGGGCCGGAGCGCGCCGACGCCGAACCCGCUGCCGCCGCUGCCGGGCCUGUGUGCGAACUGAGUGCGGGGACUGCCACUUCUGCCGAGACAUGAAGAAGUUCGGGGGGCCCGGGCGCAUGAAGCAGUCGUGCCUGCUCCGGCAGUGCACUGCUCCUGUGCUCCCACACACAGCUGUAUGCCUCUUGUGUGGGGAGGCUGGGAAGGAGGACACAGUGGAGGGAGAGGAAGAGAAAUUUGGUUUGAGCCUCAUGGAGUGUACAAUCUGCAACGAGAUCGUCCACCCUGGCUGCCUGAAGAUGGGGAAGGCUGAGGGUGUUAUCAAUGCAGAGAUCCCCAACUGCUGGGAGUGCCCUCGCUGCACCCAGGAAGGCCGGACCAGCAAGGAUUCAGGUGAGGGACCAGGCCGCCGCAGGGCUGACAACGGCGAGGAGGGCGCCAGCCUGGGGAGUGGAUGGAAGCUGACGGAGGAGCCGCCGCUUCCACCACCCCCACCCAGGCGCAAGGGUCCCCUACCUGCUGGGCCCCCCCCAGAAGACGUGCCUGGGCCCCCUAAAAGAAAGGAGAGGGAGGCAGGGAAUGAGCCCCCUACCCCAAGGAAAAAGGUGAAAGGAGGCCGAGAGAGGCACCUGAAGAAGGUGGGUGGAGACGCCUGCCUCCUCCAAGGAUCGGACCCAGGCGGCCCCGGCCUUCUGCCCCCCAGGGUUCUGAAUCCGAGCCAGGCUUUCUCGUCCUGCCACCCUGGGCUCCCUCCCGAGAACUGGGAGAAACCAAAGCCACCUUUGGCCUCUGCUGAGGGCCCAGCGGUCCCGUCCCCAUCACCCCAGAGGGAGAAGCUAGAGCGUUUCAAGCGGAUGUGCCAGCUGCUGGAGCGGGUGCCUGACACCUCCUCGUCCUCGUCAGACUCCGACUCGGACUCCGACUCGUCAGGCACAUCCUUGAGUGAGGACGAGGCUCCUGGGGAGGCCCGGAAUGGGCGACGGCCAGCCCGGGGCAGCUCAGGCGAGAAGGAGAACCGCGGGGGGCGGCGGGCUGUGCGCCCUGGCGGUGGGGGGCCCCUCCUCAGCUGGCCCCUGGGCCCCGCCCCCCCGCCCCGGCCCCCACAGCUGGAGCGGCACGUGGUGCGGCCCCCACCUCGGAGCCCCGAGCCCGACACGCUGCCUUUGGCUGCUGGAUCCGACCACCCCCUGCCCCGCGCCGCCUGGCUUCGUGUCUUCCAGCACCUCGGGCCCCGAGAGCUAUGCGUUUGCAUGCGAGUCUGCCGGACUUGGAGCCGCUGGUGCUACGACAAGCGUCUGUGGCCUCGAAUGGACCUGAGCCGGCGGAAGUCACUGACCCCGCCCAUGCUUAGUGGUGUGGUUCGUCGCCAGCCUCGAGCCCUGGACCUCAGCUGGACAGGUGUCUCCAAGAAGCAGCUCAUGUGGCUUCUGAACCGACUGCAAGGCCUGCAGGAGCUGGUGCUCUCUGGCUGCUCCUGGCUCUCCGUCUCUGCCCUGGGUUCAGCCCCACUGCCGGCCCUGCGGCUCCUCGACCUCCGCUGGAUCGAGGAUGUUAAAGACUCCCAGCUCCGAGAGCUGCUGCUGCCUCCGCCAGACACCAAACCAGGGCAAACGGAGAGCCGUGGGCGGCUGCAGGGGGUAGCAGAGCUGCGCCUGGCUGGCCUGGAGCUGACGGAUGCCUCCUUGCGGCUCCUGCUGCGCCACGCACCCCAGCUGAGCGCUCUGGACCUGAGCCACUGCGCCCACGUUGGGGAUCCCAGCGUCCACCUCCUCACGGCCCCCACCUCCCCGCUCCGAGAGACCCUGGUACACCUCAAUCUCGCCGGUUGCCACCGCCUCACGGACCACUGCCUCCCGCUGUUCCGCCGCUGCCCGCGCCUACGUCGCCUAGACCUGCGCUCCUGCCGCCAGCUCUCACCUGAAGCUUGUGCCCGGCUGGCAGCCGCCGGGCCCCCUGGCCCCUUCCGCUGCCCAGAGGAGAAGCUGCUUCUCAAGGACAGCUAGUUGGGUGCCCCCCACCCUCCCCCAGGACUCAUCAGGAGCCUGGACCUCAGGCCUUCAUUUCACCCCUGCCAGGAGGCCAGGUUACCCACCUCAUGACUUGGGAUACCUGAGUUUUAUGACUUGGGAUUCCUGCCCAGGGACUUGAGCCAGCCUCCCCCCUCUCUACCCCCUGCACUGAUAUCUCUGGGGGUCUCUCCUUCCCAUCCCCUCCCCCUUCCACCUGCUUCAUUGUCCAUCCCCUGGGGGGAGUGGGUCAGAGGUACUGGGGGUGCUGAGCCAAAGGGAUGGUGGGAGGGGGGUCGAGGUGCAGGUUUGAGGGAGGGAGAAUGGGGAAAGUGUAUCUGCACACAGGAUACUGGGAGCCAAGGGGCUGGGGGAG
This is a messenger RNA of Hippopotamus amphibius kiboko, 3343 nucleotides long. It is a transcript of the gene FBXL19, whose product is annotated as F-box and leucine rich repeat protein 19. The coding region runs from base 940 to 2964 and encodes 674 amino acids. The record is from RefSeq and is a predicted model, not a curated record. Gene Ontology annotation, biological process: regulation of transcription by RNA polymerase II; protein demethylation. Lineage: Eukaryota; Metazoa; Chordata; Mammalia; Artiodactyla; Hippopotamidae. Gene Ontology annotation, molecular function: zinc ion binding; histone demethylase activity; protein binding. The transcript is spliced from 11 exons.